AUGGCGGGGAUCAAGUUGGCGCUCGCCCUUUCGUUCGUAAUCCUUCUGUCGCUGUCCCGAUCUCCCGAGAGCUCUGCUAGUGCUCGGGAGGGUUGCGAGUCCACAGAUAGAAAGGGAAAGAGUGGCAUCCAUGUGAAAAAGAUUGGCGGCAGCGGGGGAGGUGGGGGCGGCGGGGGAGGAGGCGGUGGUAAGGGGGAGGCAGGGGGCGGGGGCGACGGCAGCCGAGGGGGAGGAGGCCGUGGUGGACGAGGGGGAAGUAGCGGCGGCGGCAGUCGUAGGCGUGGUGGGGGGGCCGACAGCAGCGGCGAUGGUUAUGUCUGGCCAGGGGGUGGAGGUAAACCCAACAACAGGACUCGAAGUUCCUCGGCGGCCAUCGGAUCUGAUCCGUCGUGGAAUGCCUCCAUCGUUUGUUCCUGCCUUCUCCUCAGUGUUCUGUUGGCUUUCGAAUCUCUAGUUUGA
This is a messenger RNA of Eucalyptus grandis, 459 nucleotides long. Its product is annotated as glycine-rich cell wall structural protein 1.0-like. The coding region runs from base 1 to 459 and encodes 152 amino acids. Lineage: Eukaryota; Viridiplantae; Streptophyta; Magnoliopsida; Myrtales; Myrtaceae. The transcript has a single exon. The record is from RefSeq and is a predicted model, not a curated record.